UUAAAAGUUCUCCGUUAAGUGCCGUCAAGAAACCUUGAUCGUGGGUGUGAGAUCUAAUCAGAUCUAAUCGCGAAAAUGGAUUUUAACGUGAAGAAGUUGGUGAAGGAUGCGGGAGCCGCCCUUAGCCGAGUUGUACAGAUGACAGAAGAAACACUGGGUACUUCAGAAAAGACAGAGUUAGAUGCACAUUUGGAACAUCUAGCGGAGAGAGCAAAUGCCACUAAAACAUGGACAGAGAAAAUAUUGCGGAACAUGGAAGCUGUGCUUACCCCUAAUCCUGGUAACAGGAUUGAAGACUUCUUUUAUGAAAAAAUUGACAAGAAAAAACCUAAUAGGCUGAGUAAUUUGGAAUAUGUAGGCACUGAUAUGAUAGAAGCUGGAAAUGAUUUUGGUCCAGGGAUAGCAUAUGGCAGUGCGUUAAUAAAGAUUGGCCAAUGUCAGCAGAAAUUGGGACAAAUAGAAAGGGACUUUAUAGGAACUGCUGCCAACUGUUAUAUACAACCUCUGAGGAAGUUCUUGGAUGGAGAGAUGAAAACUGUUAGCAAGGAAAUGGCAAUAUUGGCAAAUAAGAGACUGGAUUUGGACGCAUGUAAAAAUAGAGUAAGAAAAGCAAGAAGCAUGCUGGGUCAACAGAGUGAGUCUGGUGUAUCACCCGAAGUGUUACUCGAUCAGGCAGAGAGGGAGCUGAGGGUAGCGCAAUCGGAGUUUGAUCGGCAAGCGGAGAUUGUCAAAUUGCUGCUGGAGGGAGUUUUGAGUUCUCAAGCUGGACAUUUGCGAUGUCUACACGAGUUCGUAGAGGCGCAAACUCGUCACUACGCACAAUGUCACGCCGUUAUGCAAGAUCUACAGCGCGAGCUUGCCGGGGCGCGUCAACCGAGCCCUUUACUGAGAAUCAACAGCGAGGAAGUGAUCGAGUUAACUCCCUCGCCCACACUCCCUGUAAACUCACCUGUCUACUCUCAAAAUUCAUCUGUAACCACCGGAUCUACAGCUUAUGUUACUGCCACAUUUGACACUGAUAUCAGCAAAGUUUAGUCCAGCUUUUCAGACACAAUUGUUAAAGGAUUGUUACAAGUUCCAAGUCUAAUUAACAAUCUAAUUAAUAGAUCUAUGCUAAUUAUCAAUCUAAUUAAUAGAUCUAUGCUAAUUAUCAAAUAGUUUCCCCUUUUUCGAGUUGCGACGUUUGUUAAAGUUGUUCUACGUACGCUAUAAAUAGAGUUUAAUCGCCGCGAGCGUCACCCAAUCGUUCCAAAUUUGUUAUUAAAUGGAUAGUCUGAUACUUUGUAUGAGAUGAUAUGCAAUUAUAAUUGUAUAUUGAAGCAAGAGUAUAAUAGAACAGACGAAACAUUUUUUCUCGAUAGAUUUCUUUGUGAACGAUUUACGGCGAUUAAUGCGACCUACAAUCUUAUCAUCUUUUUUUUUCUUCUUCUAUCUCUUAUACAAUUUCCUUCGUAAUUGUACAGUAAUUGCUUUGAAUCGCCGUAAUUCGGCCGAGAAUGAUACCAUGGCAUUAAAGAGCAAUGGAUCUUCGACGCUGUAACAAUGUCAUGUAACAGUGAUGUAAUUGUAGAUACAUAUCACGCUUUUCUUGUUUUUAUACAAUAAUGUUUAAUCUGGCUGUAUUAUACUGUGGAGAGGGAAGAGAUUAAAUUUCCAAUUAUCCCAAAGCGGAUAUUAAAGUCUAACAAUAGUGCAUGUAAUUCUAGUAGAUUUAACAUAGAUAUACUUGUAAGAACAGACUCUCUAAGUAGCGGAAUAAGAAAUAUGCUAAUGGGAGACUCAAUCUCCUCAAAUUGCAUGUAUAUUGGUCUAAUCGACAUAAACGAGGUACUUAUUAUCUUGCUUACUGUCAAACAAUGACUAUGUAUAUAGAACUUGGUGCCUGUGGCUAUUUCUAGCAAAGUCAAUUUGUUUGGUUGGUAUAAAAUAUAAAUAUAUCGAUAUAUAUGAUAUAUCUAUAGUCUGACAGUUAUCUUGAUAAUUAACUUGGUGAACAUGUAAUCGAAGCUAUGUUCGUAAAUAUGUAUCCUAAAAAAAUAAUGAAAAAGUGCAUAUCGCGCACUUUGUUUGAAGCCUACUGCAUAUUCAGUUAUUAUAUCAGUACGAUUUUCCAUCUUUAUAUUGGUCAAAACGAAGUAAAAGUUCAGUUGUAAGAGAUAUUUCGCGGUAUUAAGAGAUUAUUCGCGGUAUAUUGUUCUCUUGAAAGCUCUUGCUCACGUUUGCUUAGUGUCUCCUCAUCGUUAUUAAAUACACCUUACUUCGUUAAA
Linepithema humile (Argentine ant) is the source of this 2267-nucleotide messenger RNA. It is a transcript of the gene EndoB, whose product is annotated as endophilin-B. The record is from RefSeq and is a predicted model, not a curated record. Gene Ontology annotation, molecular function: protein binding. Gene Ontology annotation, biological process: membrane organization. Lineage: Eukaryota; Metazoa; Arthropoda; Insecta; Hymenoptera; Formicidae. Gene Ontology annotation, cellular component: membrane; cytoplasm.